Daphnia carinata is the source of this 1150-nucleotide messenger RNA. RefSeq names its product oxidized purine nucleoside triphosphate hydrolase-like. The transcript is spliced from 3 exons. Gene Ontology annotation, molecular function: 8-oxo-7,8-dihydroguanosine triphosphate pyrophosphatase activity. Lineage: Eukaryota; Metazoa; Arthropoda; Branchiopoda; Diplostraca; Daphniidae. Gene Ontology annotation, biological process: DNA protection. The record is from RefSeq and is a predicted model, not a curated record. Bases 233 to 706 code for a protein of 157 amino acids.
UUGAUAUUUGAUGUCUUCUCGUAGUGUGUGACUCUGAUAAUAUCAUAUAGAAAAGUAAACAGUAUAAUCUUUUUCCUGUGCAGUUGUCAUCUUUCUAUCAGAAAACCUGAGACUCCGAUCCAUCUCCCAUAUUAAUUCUGGUGCAAUAUCGGUCGUGCACUGUUUGUUGUCAUUAAAGACGUUUUUCGAUGCAUGUUAACAAAAUUAAUUAAACACGAUUUGCCAUCACGUUAUGUCUCGCAAAAGUCUUACGUUAGUUUUGAUAACAAAGCCAAAUGAAAUUUUGCUUGGUUAUAAAAAGAGAGGAUUUGGUAGCUACAAGUGGAAUGGUUUUGGAGGAAAGGUGGAAGAAAAUGAAAGCAUUUGUGAAGCAGCAAUUAGAGAGUUGAAAGAAGAAUGUGGACUUGUAGUUUCAGCAAACGAUUUAGAACAAGUUGGGAUAAUUAACUUUGAAUUUGUUGGUGAUCCUGUUAUUCUAGAAGUUCACAUUUUCACAUCAGCAAAAUACGAAGGCCAACAUUUUGAAACAGAAGAGAUGAUGCCAAAAUGGUUUAAACUCCAAGAUAUCCCAUUUGAUGAAAUGUGGGCUGAUGAUCGGCUGUGGUUUCCCUUAUUUCUGUCAGGAAAUAAGUUCCAAGGGUACUUUUUGUUUCAAGGCCAUGAUGUCAUACUGAAACAUACACUUGAAGUUGUUGAAAAUUUUUGAAACUUUGCAACCAAGUAGCAUUUCUGCGAUCAUAAUCACUUUAUUCACGAUAAAGAGGAGAGCGGACCAUUUGCUACAUAAGUGUAAAACUAAAAGAAUGAGAUUCUUACCCUACAAUCGCGUUUUGGCGGCCGCGAGAAACGCCUUUUUCUGUCGUUGUUAUCUAAUACUUCAGUUGUAUAUUUUUCGCACUUAAUUUAAGGUGAUUCCGUAUAUUUAUUACGGUGGUUUUCCUUGUUUAUUACGAAUGCUGUAGGAAGACUAAAUUGUGCUAAUUUCAUGUCAAUAAUUAUUAAUUAUUAUUACAAGAGAACGAUGAGAAAAGAAUGAAAAUGAAUGGCAAUUUGAUAAGGUUAAACCUCGAGUACAAUCUAUUAUAACUAUAUUAAAGGAGGUAUUUAAAGUGUAAGCUCUUGCUUCUUUUUUUCUCCAGUUCCACUUUUU